GGAGACAGAGGAGAGAGUGAGAGGGGGGGGGGCGAGGAGAGGAUAGGAGAGGAAGACAGCGUCGGCGGCGGCUCUGCAGUGGAAUACGUUGUUAUUUGAGGGAAGGUGAGAGCUCUCGGAGUACCCGAACAGCGCGUGUUGAGCAAGAUGUGUUUCAGGACUUGAUCGCAGCAUCCUAAUAUAAAGUAACUCCUGGGUUCUUCUCACUUGACAAAAAGCCUCAGUCAAAUCCCCAGACAACACAAGAAGAAAAGGGAAUAACAUCUGUUUAUCUGCAUAUUUCUAUGUUCAAAAAACAAAAGGUAAAAACACAGAGAUCGACAGAGGACAAAAAACAUCUCAGAGGAUGCAGAAUUAAAAAGAACAAAUUGCCACUUGAGGACCAAAGGGAAAAUAAACCUUUUCUCGCAAAUCCACCAGCGUGGAGUCACCUCACCUGUACCUUCGGAUUAAAGAGCAAGGUCAUGUCCCAGUUGCCAUGCGCAUCGCCACGCUGACCUGCCUUUCCGGCCCUUCCCCCUUCCUCUUUCUAUUGGCCCAGCUGCUACUGCGGCUCCUCCUCCCCGGGCCGGAGUUGGUGGGAGCCACCUCCUCCUGCCCCUCCCUCUGCACCUGCUCCAACCAGGCCAGCCGAGUCAUCUGCACCAGGCAAAACUUGGAGGAGGUGCCCGAAAGCAUAUCAGUCAACACGCGAUACCUCAACCUGCAGGAGAACUCCAUACAGGUUAUCAAGUCAGACACUUUCAAGCACUUGAGGCACCUUGAGAUCCUCCAGCUCUCCAAGAAUCAGAUCCGUCAGAUUGAAGUAGGCGCAUUUAAUGGCCUCCCCAACCUCAACACACUGGAGCUGUUCGACAACCGCCUCACGCUGGUGCCAUCACAUGCCUUUGAGUACCUCAGCAAGCUACGAGAGCUGUGGCUGCGCAACAACCCCAUUGAGACUCUGCCGGGCUAUGCCUUCCACCGUGUGCCCUCGCUACGUCGCCUGGAUCUGGGUGAGCUCAAGAAGUUGGAUUUCAUCUCUGAUGCAGCCUUUGUGGGCCUGGUCAAUCUACGAUACCUGAACCUGGGCAUGUGUGGGCUGAAAGACAUUCCCAAACUGACAGCUCUUGUGCGUUUGGAGGAGCUGGAGCUGUCAGGAAACCGGCUGGAGAUCAUCCGACCUGGUUCCUUUCAGGGCCUGGUGUCUCUCCGCAAGCUGUGGCUCAUGCACUCACAGGUGUCCGUCAUUGAGCGCAAUGCCUUUGAUGACCUGAAAAACCUUGAAGAGCUCAACCUGUCCCAUAAUUCCCUGCACUCCUUGCCCCAUGACCUCUUCACACCCCUUCACCAGCUGGAGAGGGUACACCUUAACCACAACCCCUGGAUCUGCAACUGUGAUGUGCUUUGGCUGAGCUGGUGGUUGAAAGAGACGGUGCCCAGCAACACCACCUGCUGUGCCCGCUGCCAUGCUCCCCCAUUCUUAAAGGGCAAAUAUAUUGGAGAGCUUGACCAGAGCCACUUCACCUGCUAUGCGCCUGUCAUUGUCGAGCCACCUACCGACCUCAAUGUCACUGAGGGUAUGGCUGCUGAGCUCAAGUGUCGCACAAGCACCUCCACAACAUCUGUCAACUGGAUCACCCCUAAUGGCACUUUAAUGACCCAUGGCUCUUACCGGGUGCGGAUAUCUGUCCUGCAUGAUGGCACACUCAACUUCACGAAUGUCACUCUGCGUGACACUGGCCAGUACACCUGCAUGGUCACCAAUGCUGCUGGCAAUACCACAGCAACUGCUGUCCUCAAUGUCACUGCUGCUGAUGCCAGUGUCAACUACACCUACUUUACAACAGUUACUGUGGAAACAGUGGAGAACCCAGGAGAGUCUGCAUUGGUAGACAUCAAUGAGACCUUCAUCCGUGUUCACCCAGGCCCCACUCCCUCGGGCCACCUGUGGCCAGAAGGUCUUCCUACCACAGCCUCCUCUCUGUCAGCUGGCUGGUCCUCCUCGUCUCCUCGGGCCACCCGACCCACCUUCACUGUGCCCAUCACUGAGCCAGGCUUCUCAGGCCUGGAUGAUGUGAUGAAGACCACCAAGAUCAUCAUUGGCUGCUUCGUAGCCAUUACCUUUAUGGCAGCGGUGAUGCUGGUGGUCUUCUACAAGCUGAGGAAGCAGCAUCAGUUGCAUAAACACCACGGCCCUGCUCGUGCCAUUGAGAUCAUCAAUGUUGAGGAUGAGCUGGGGGCCGGAGCUAGUGGUCGGGGCAGCGGCAUCUCAGGAGGCUCCACCAUGACGCAGAGCGGAAGCAGUGGGAUAGGAGGAGGCCAGAGCCUCAGACUGCACCACCCAGAGAUGGUCAACUUGCCUAACCUGGCUCGAUCGGAGCACCUCAACCACUACUACAAAACCCAUCACUUCAACAACAACAUGAUGGGCCUGGGCAUGGGCACAGGUUCUGGUGUGGGCCUCAACAACAACAACAACCCCUCGCCUUGCUCUCAGUCUCAAAACACGUCCAUAUCCUGUUCCCAGAUUCCAACCUCCAACAGUGGAGGAACGCCCACAGGUGGCACCCUGCCCUCCCCUGUGCCCCUGCCCCAGUUGGGUCUCCACAAUUCUCUGAAAGGCCUUAUGGGGAAAAGCCAGAAUGAGCCCCUGCUAUUUAAGAGUGGCUCCAAGGAAAAUGUGCAAGAGACUCAAAUUUGAGUAAAAGUGAGGGUGGAAGUAAGGUAAGAAAGAAGAGAUGCUGGAUAAAGACAGUGAGACAGAUAGAGCCUGUGAGACCGAGUAUAUGAGACUGAUUGUAGCCUACUGUCCUCAUGGACAGAUUCCAGAAAAGAUUAUAUGUCACUGCUUUGUGUUGUCAGUCUGUUGACAGAAAAAAGCAGAUAGAAAGACUGAAGGAGACAGAGUAUGAUAUCUGAUUAGCUCUAGUCCCACCAAUAGCAUCUGCACAUACUGUUCAACUAAUUUAGACACAAACAUAUAUGAUGUAAACUGCAAACACCAGAAUCAUUCAGUUAUUUGUGCAACCUGCUAUAGUCUUUGCCAAAGUCCAAGAUCAAGCAAACUCUUUUCGUUUGUGUCCACAGUCACAGUGGAAAGCUAUGAAUAAUACACAUGUGCAAUGAGCCUCUCCAGGUUUUAUACAGAUUGCUUAGUAUAUUUCCAGACACAUUCAGUGUAUAUAUUUGGAGGGAGACAUAACAUUGGACAUUGAACAUGUUGUCAGAUUAGUGUUUGGCAGAGACACUGAAAAUCAAACAAUGGUUUGGGUGAGUGGUAUGGUCCCAGGCUUCCAGGAAGCAUUAAAACAAAACAGAGAAAGCAAAAUUAGAGCAGUGCAGCGAUUCUGUCCAGGACACCAGUAUCAGACUAGUACUUUGCAGGGAGACAGUACAACAAUUGUUUGUUCAGAGUGGUUUCACUCUCACUUUCUCACUUUCCCUUUUACACCUUACUGGCUACUGUCUUCUUUGGAGCAGGAGAGAAACAGAGUGGUUUAUCAUGGGAGAAGAAAAACCUCAUGGCAUAAAGGACAAUGAGAGAUAUUAAAAGGACUGAAAGUACAUAUUAUAUAUAACGUAAAUAUAUUUUCAUUCAAAGAAAUAAAUUAUAAAGAAUCUUUAUCAAGCCUCUGACUGAAAACUACAACGUCUGAAGAAUAUAUAAAAAAAAAAAAUACACAGAGCUGUUGUAGUGGUGGCCCUCCCUUACAACUUUUCCAAACUUGGAAGAAGAUGGCCGCUCCAAUUGUGCAGCAUAAAGACACAUGAGGGAGAGUGUCAUACGUUGAGAGGGAGCUAAAACAAAAACCUGGCAAAGUGUUUGAGUGAAUUUAUUUUGGUCUUGACUUUUUUGUAGCCACACAAAGUGUUUUCCCUCUUCUGUCGCAUUCACUUGAACAGGGUCAUUGGAGAAGGGAGAUCUUUACGCUCUACUGCGAAAAUAUGAAUACAACUACAGCUCUUCAUCAUUUAGUAUACAGUAUAGCUAUAGUAUUGAUAAUAAUGAUCAUAAUGGUAAUAAUGAUAACAAGCUUUAGCUUUAUUUGUCAUAAUGAUUAUUAAGUGAUCAACAAUAUGUUCAAUAUUUUAUUGUACAUGUUACUCAAAAAGGUGCACAUGCUAAUUUAGCAUGCUCUGUAAAAACAAAUUCUAGAUUUGUUCAACAUUCGGUUACAUAUUAUGUAAGAUUUAUCACAAUGAUGAUAUGACAUAUUAUUGUUAGGUUAUCAUUAUUAUUAUUCAUAUGAGGAUUAUUAUUACUACUUGUGCCUACAAAUAGCUGAGAAGUACUUUUUUCCCCCAUUUGUAUAUGACACUGAAGUUGUUUUAUGACUGAUCCUGUUGGGCUUCGGCUAAUCAACGGCAGUGGGACGGACUCAGCGUGCCACUAAGUGAACUCCACAUGCAUCAGCAGGAAAUAACCUGGCCCUCAAAAUGGCUUCCUCAGUCCAGCCUUCACUGACUCGUCUGCUCUGAUGUCUCAAGCAGUCAGGACCCCUCAUGUUGUCACGCAUUAAAGACAGGACAUGAACCUUUGAUGAAGACUGCUCCUUUGCAGGGGAUUUCACAACUGUAUCUCAAUGUUAUCGUGUAUGAGUGGAUUUCAAGGCAGCAGGGAGCUAAAUGGACGACAGGCAUUGCCAAGCAUUUUUAAAGGUAAGCGAAGCUUGUUCAGUGAAGGAGAAGGUAACAUACAGUACAGUAUACAGUGGUGAGUGAAUUUUUUUCUAAAGAAAAAGGACAAUUAAAUGAAAAAAUGUAGAACCUUAUAGAUCUCUUUUAAAAAACAAAAUUAUUAUGAUAAGUGUUUUUCAUUUUGGGAUUUUAUCUAGUUUGAUUAUUUUCUGUUUUUUUAAAUCAAGUGUUAUCUUUAUUGUAAUAUUGUUAUUGUUAUUAUAAUUAGCUAAUUACACUGGUUAUAAUUAUGAGAGAUGUUCUGUUAGCAGAGGUCACUUUGAAAAUUAAAAAAACCUGGCACAUAAAAUGGCA
Messenger RNA from Micropterus salmoides (largemouth bass), 4974 nucleotides. It is a transcript of the gene lrrc4ba, whose product is annotated as leucine rich repeat containing 4Ba. Gene Ontology annotation, cellular component: plasma membrane. The coding region runs from base 479 to 2683 and encodes 734 amino acids. The transcript is spliced from 3 exons. Gene Ontology annotation, molecular function: protein binding. Lineage: Eukaryota; Metazoa; Chordata; Actinopteri; Centrarchiformes; Centrarchidae. The record is from RefSeq and is a predicted model, not a curated record.